This is a messenger RNA of Strongyloides ratti, 420 nucleotides long. RefSeq names its product Ctr copper transporter family-containing protein. Bases 1 to 420 code for a protein of 139 amino acids. Gene Ontology annotation, molecular function: copper ion transmembrane transporter activity. Gene Ontology annotation, biological process: copper ion transmembrane transport. The transcript has 3 exons. NCBI's taxonomy places the organism in Eukaryota, Metazoa, Nematoda, Chromadorea, Rhabditida, Strongyloididae. The record is from RefSeq and is a predicted model, not a curated record. Gene Ontology annotation, cellular component: membrane.
AUGUGGAUGUGGUAUCAUUCAGAGAUUAAUGAUGUCCUUCUAUUUAAAAAUUUUCAUAUUGUAACAGUAAAUGAUAUGAUAAUAGCUUGUGUAAUUUUUGCUUUCUUAGCAAUUGCCUUAGAAGCACUUAAAUGGAUAAGAUGGCGUUUUUCUAUUUGUCAUGAAGAAAAUGUAGAAAAAAAUAAUACUAGAAGUUAUUGUUCACGUACCUUUGAUAAAAUGAACGUUUUAAAGACAAUAUUUUUUUCAAUACAAAUGAUUAUAUCAUAUAUUCUUAUGCUUGUUUUUAUGACAUUUUCAAUAUGGUUAUGUUUAUCUGUCUGUAUUGGAAUUAGUAUUGGAUAUUUUUUAUUUGGAAAUAGAGUAUUUAAUUUACCUGAUAAAGUUAAAUCUACUCCAAAAAAGAUAAAUGAAGAUUAA